Molecule: messenger RNA, 4548 nt
Organism: Polyodon spathula (Mississippi paddlefish)
Lineage: Eukaryota; Metazoa; Chordata; Actinopteri; Acipenseriformes; Polyodontidae
Product: glutamate decarboxylase 1-like
Exons: 17
Coding region: 485-2257 (590 amino acids)
Biological process (GO): GABA biosynthetic process
Cellular component (GO): presynaptic active zone; cytoplasm
Molecular function (GO): glutamate decarboxylase activity; pyridoxal phosphate binding
Source: RefSeq, a predicted model, not a curated record
AAUCGAGGUAUAUAGCCCCAAGGCAUCCAAAAACACCUGCCAAAAAAUCACGUUAGCAGAGCUUUCCGUUAGCUUUCCAUGCUUUUUGCAGACAAAGCGGAUCUAGUCGAUACUGGAAGAGCCCCAUCCAGCGCCAGAGGAGGUGUUGGUGUGACUCAUGCGUGCGUAGUAACGGAUAAAUAGGCGAUUCACGCUUUAAAAACAGCAAAUCAAACGUACUUCAAAAAAAAAAAAAAAAAAAAAAAAAAGAUCGUGGAGGAUGGAAUUUUUGCAGUCUAUUGAUAUUCAAACGUCGUUUUCCUUGGACUGUUAUAAACGCCCUUAACUGUGUGUCUCUAUAAGGUAGUAAUUUGGUUGUUUUUGAGGUAGUUUCUUGGACUCCGCUAUCUGUGUACCUACACGUCUAAACGUAAACCGUUACUUUCCAAGGAUUUUCAGAGAAGGUGACAGCGAUAGGAGAGAGGACAUUUGUAUCUCAGAAGUGAUGGCAGCGUCUGAUCCUUCCUCCUCUGGCGGCGGUCCGGAUCCCAACUCGACUAAUUUACGACCCCCAUCCACAACAUAUGACGCAUGGUGUGGAGUUGCUCAUGGAUGCACAAGAAAACUUGGGAUGAAGAUCUGUGGGUUCCUGCAAAAGAACAACAAUCUCGAGGACAAGAGCCGCAUCGUCAGCAUCCUGAAAGAACAGUCUUCUAACCUGCUGGGUUGUGAAAACAGCGAGAGGGAACGCAGGUUCAAGCGCACCGAGACCGACUUCUCCAAUUUAUUUGCAAGAGAUUUAUUACCCGCCAAAAAUGGAGAGGAGCAGACUAUGCAGUUCCUGCUGGAGGUGGUUGACAUUCUCCUGAAUUAUGUCAAGAAAACCUUCGACAGGUCCACCAAAGUGCUGGAUUUCCAUCACCCCCAUCAGCUCUUGGAAGGAAUGGAAGGCUUUAACCUGGAACUCUCAGACCAGCCCGAGUCUCUGGAACAGAUCCUGGUAGACUGCAGAGACAGUCUGAAAUAUGGAGUGAGAACAGGUCAUCCUAGGUUUUUCAACCAGCUUUCCUGUGGAUUGGACAUUAUUGGUUUGGCUGGAGAAUGGCUCACCUCAACAGCCAACACUAAUAUGUUUACAUAUGAGAUUGCUCCAGUGUUUGUCCUUAUGGAGCAGCUCACCCUGAAGAAAAUGAGGGAGAUGAUUGGUUGGCCAGGUAGAGAUGGGGAUGGUAUAUUUUCACCUGGCGGAGCCAUAUCCAACAUGUACAGUGUCAUGGCUGCUCGGUACAAAUAUUUCCCUGAAGUCAAAACCAAAGGCAUGGCUGCUGCCCCCAAACUGGUCCUCUUUACAUCAGAACAUAGCCACUAUUCUAUAAAGAAAGCUGGUGCUGCCCUUGGGUUUGGAACAGAAAACGUUAUUUUACUGAAAAGCGAUGAAAGGGGAAGAGUUAUACCAGCUGAUUUGGAAGCCAAGAUUCUUGACGCAAAGCAAAAGGGACAUGUUCCAAUGUUUGUGAAUGCCACAGCUGGCACAACAGUAUACGGUGCUUUCGACCCCAUCCAGGAGAUUGCAGAUAUCUGUGAAAAGUACAACCUGUGGCUGCACGUGGAUGCUGCAUGGGGAGGUGGAUUGCUAAUGUCCAGAAAGCAUCGUCAUAAGCUGAAUGGCAUUGAAAGGGCCAACUCUGUGACCUGGAAUCCACACAAAAUGAUGGGAGUUUUGUUACAGUGUUCGGCCAUUCUUGUCAGAGAAAAGGGAAUUCUCCAAGGCUGCAAUCAGAUGUGUGCCGGAUACCUCUUCCAGCAGGACAAGCAGUAUGACAUAGCCUAUGACACCGGAGAUAAGGCAAUACAGUGCGGCCGUCAUGUGGACAUCUUUAAAUUCUGGCUCAUGUGGAAAGCAAAGGGCACAAUAGGAUUUGAGCAGCAGAUUAACAAGUGCUUGGAGCUCUCUGAGUACCUCUACACUAAAAUAAAGAACAGAGAUGGGUACCAAAUGGUCUUCGAUGGAGAGCCUCAGCACACAAACGUUUGUUUCUGGUACAUUCCACUAAGCCUCAGGAAUAUGCCUGAUUGUGAAGAGAGAAGGCAAAGGUUGCAUAAGGUUGCUCCAAAAAUCAAGGCACGUAUGAUGGAGACAGGCACAACUAUGGUAGGAUACCAGCCUCAAGGAAAUAAAGUCAACUUCUUCAGAAUGAUCGUCUCUAAUCCAGCCGCCACAAAGUCAGACAUCGACUUCCUCAUUGAUGAAAUCGAGAGACUGGGGCACGAUUUGUAAACAAAGACAGAGCCCUCACUCGCGAGCAAUCAGUGUCUUGGUCAAAGGCACAUUUUUAACCAGUUUUGACAUGACCAGUUCUAACUAGACCUACAGUGAGGUUUCAGGUUCCCCUUGCAUCUGGAGCUGUUAAAGUCUGUCUGUAGGUCUUUUGAGGGAAAAAGCAAGCUGCUGUAACUGUAAUAUCCAGGUGUGUUAUGUCAAUAUGUAUUCAAGUUUGUUCUGUCUUUUAGCAGUGACUAUACCGUAUUAGAAUUAAUGAAUGUAUUUAAGAAUUCUUUUAAGGUUUAAAAGUAUCCAUCCUGUACUUGACUAUUUGAAUAAUCCUCAGCAUGCGUGCCACAUUGAGAGAGAGCUAGGGUCCCUGAACUGUUGAGUGCUGUGGACAGUGCCGUGAAUCAUCCCUAGAGGCGAGGUAUAGCGAAAACAUUAGAUCUAUUUCAAUCAACAUCAUUUCUCUUUCACUGUAUUAUACUUAAUAUUGGCGCUCUUGCUAUAAAUGUAAUUACAGAGCCUGGAGCACUACCUUAUAGCUUCGCUGUACUGCCCCUUUGGUGUGAGUAAAGGGGAUCACUGUAACACAGUCAUUGUCAGAGAUAUAAUAUUGCUGUGUUUCUAGAGAUAAUGAUUUUGUGUAGAUUGUGUAUAUUAUUGGUAAUUGCCUUUGUGACACAAUAAUAUAUGUAAUAGUUUUACAGUAAGAGAUGUUUAAGAAAAAAAAUAUAUAGGUAUAUAACAAAAUAUUUCCUUAUUUAUAUUCAGAAAUGACUAGUGUUAAAGAGUUGUCUAGUAUUUUCUUCCAUUUGUAAUUUAUCUUUAUUUAUAUAACACUGUAUGGUCAAAGUGAGUUUUAAAUGAUGUUUUUAGCCAAAGAAACAGUGGCAUUUGCUAAUAUAUUUAUUCCGUUGCCCUUAAAAUGUCACAUCUGUGGAUAUUACAGCUUAUAUUCUAUUAAAUUAUCACAAUGUCUGUAAAAAUCGAAUAUAAUUAUAUAACACCCUAGACCUUAGUCAAAUAUAUAUCUUAUAUAACUGGGAUAUUUCACUGAGUAUUACAAUGUAUUAAUGUUCCUAGUUUAUCAAACUGUAUAGGUGUCACUUGCACAAGAUCCCAGAUAUUUACCUUUAACAACUAUUAGCAACUAUUAGCAGGACUAUUUUAUAUGGUAAGAAGCUCAAUCUGACAGAAACUAUACAAACAUAUUGAAAAUUAUUUUUCUUUAAUAAGAUUUAUUAGUUAAAAUGUAACAUGUGGAGGAUAGGAUCUGCAGAUGCUAAACCUAAAAGCAUACUUUGCAAAAACACUGUAGUCUUUACAGCUAUAAUAAAACAAAUAUAUUUAAAACACUUUAUUUUCUUUUAGUUGUUCGUGUUAAAACUGCAUUAAACAUAAUUAGGUAUGUCUGGAUUCAUUAUUAUAUCUCUUUAUAUGGUGAUGUGUGUUGGGAAAUCAGAAUCCACAAUGCAUUUGUCAGUUAUGUUUUAGAGCCGUUAUUGACAAUAAUGCUGAAAUUUCUGAUAAUAGAUGUAGUUCCAAGAAUUCUUUAAUCAGUUAGAGCUACUGAAGAUGCUGCAUUUGUACUAUGCUAUACUAGAAACAUGUGUCGUCGUCCCCCCCCCCCUCCCCCUCCCCCUUCUGCACAGCUAUCAGAUAAAAAUAACUUCCAGCUGUCUACUUUGCACCAUCUGAAAAGACUUCUGCAGUCCUAACUGCUGAUCGCCUGGCUGGUUGUAUUCUUACAGUGGUCAUGACAUUAUGACAUCACUAAUGCAUCGUAACUGCUUGUGCUCUUCGUGGGCGCUUUGUCUAAGAUAAGGUGCUGACUAUGAAUUAGUGGGUUGAAAUGGGUUAACGGUGAUAACAUUGUCUGAGCUAAAUUACAUUUUUCAUAAUUAUGCAGCUAAUUUGGAAGCAGGUGUUUUAGCCCGUGAAAAUAAUUGCAUGCUAAUGAAAAUAAAGAGGCCAUAUUGCCAUUGUGUACCUGAAUCAGCUUUGCUAUUAGUGAUUCUUCAUGACUCAUGUCCUGUUAAAGAUCCAACAACCCAGCUAAGGUACAUGAAUAUGAAGAGCUCUGUGUUUAUCUAGAUAGCUCCCUAUUCAUUUACACUGGGAGCAAACUGUUUAAACAAGCUGCUACUCAGCUUUCACCAGUAUUUUUACAAUAAUAAACGACAGUUACAAAAACAUGCUAUUCUAGAGUGCAGGGAUUUGAAAAAGCCUAAUUGAUUCAAUAACAUAACUGUAUUAUAUAAUAUAUACUGUAUUUUUCAUGUUAGUAAUAUAUACUACAC